Messenger RNA from Arabidopsis thaliana (thale cress), 1320 nucleotides. Its product is annotated as plant viral-response family protein. NCBI's taxonomy places the organism in Eukaryota, Viridiplantae, Streptophyta, Magnoliopsida, Brassicales, Brassicaceae. The record is from RefSeq and is marked reviewed. The coding region runs from base 432 to 1226 and encodes 264 amino acids. The transcript is spliced from 2 exons. Gene Ontology annotation, cellular component: membrane.
UUAACCCUCUUUAAGAAUUUUGUUUUGUUGAGGUUGAUCCAAAUUAUUUCUUUCUGGGGUAAAGUCUAGAUUUUUAUGUUCUUCUGAUCCAAAGUUUCUAUUUUUGUUAUCUGGGUUUUGUUCUGUUCUCAGUUUCGUCACGUUUUCCCCUUGAAAAAACCAAUUUUGUUUUUGAGUGAAGUUUCUAGCUACUCCUCUAUAGCUUUCAAACGUUGACCAAAUUUGUUUGUUCUCUCUCGUUUUCAUCGACGACUCUUGACUUUUCUGAGAAGUUGGGUUUAUCUUUUGAUCGAAAUCGACAAAAGAAGAAUCUGAUCUGCAAUUUCCUUACAGGGUAUAUAUAUAUACUCCUCUCUUUGGAUUAUGGGUUUGGAAUCUGUAGCUUUCUCUUGAUAGUGAAUGUUCUAUCUUGAUCAGGAAUUGUAAGAAAGAUGGGUUCUUUCAAGGGUCAUGCUUUGCCUGGUACAUUGUUCUUGGUAGUUGGAGUAUGGCACAUUUGGAGCUCAGUUGUUAGAUACAUAUCGAAUCCUAGUUCAUUUCGGGUUAGAGUUUGGCAUCCUGUUCCUGGUUUCAAUGAUAGGAUCAAGUACUUGGAGCUUUACGUUGUUACUAUUGGCUCGUUCAUUGACUUGUGCAUUGAGUUCUUGUAUUCAACUCAUCUCAAGUUCUUUGUUAAUGGUGUUUUGAAUCCUUCCCAUAUGAAUGACUUUGAGCACUCUGGGAUGCUUCUCAUGUUCUUCAUCCUCGGAUUUAUCGCUUUGCUCUCCGAGAAAACAAGGUUACUUCCUCUGCCACAAGAAGCUCUGUGUCUAAUCGCUGCAACAGCUUUUACGGCAGAGUGUCUUCUCUUCUUCUUCCACUCCACAAGCCACAAAGGUCUUGAAGGUUAUUACCAUCUCCUCCUCGUCUUUCUCAUCGGUCUCUGCGUCAUCUCCUCAAUCGCUGGAGCAAUCUGCCCUACAAGCUUCCCAGUAGAUCUAUGCAAUGGCAUUGCAAUGACUCUUCAAGGCCUCUGGUUUUAUCAGACAGCUUUCACUCUGUAUGGCCCUAUGAUGCCUCAAGGCUGCAGUUUAAAACAAAACUCUGUAGUUUGCAGAUCAGUUGAUUCAGAAGUCUCAGGAGAGUUUCUGGCUAAUUUUCAGCUCUUUUCAUUGGUUCUUGCUGUUCUUGUUUGCGUUGUGGGUUCAUAUGUUUUUGCAGCUUCAAGAUUUGGAGUAAGUAGAUGAGAGAUUUAGUAAGUAGAAAUUAGGAUUUUGUUUUCCUCUUCUUCUUUGUUUCUGAAUUUCAGAAAGAAAUAAAGUAAUAGUCUUUUUUUCUUCA